Molecule: messenger RNA, 1392 nt
Organism: Papaver somniferum (opium poppy)
Lineage: Eukaryota; Viridiplantae; Streptophyta; Magnoliopsida; Ranunculales; Papaveraceae
Product: pentatricopeptide repeat-containing protein At4g04790, mitochondrial-like
Exons: 5
Coding region: 1-1392 (463 amino acids)
Source: RefSeq, a predicted model, not a curated record
AUGAAUCAUCGGUUUGCUGAGACUGUAGCUUUAUUUGGAGAUAAACUGGGUGCAGAUGAUGCACUUGGCAUCUUUGGUAAGACUGGGCGAGAUACUGGUUCGAAAGAAAAUUAUGCAUUAAUAAAAGUUUUCAUAAACAGCAUAAAGAAGAGUUUUGAUGAAGACGAAUGUUUACAAAACAUACAUGAAGCUGAUCAAAUCUUUAAAGCUAUGAAAGAAAAUGGAGGUCAGAUUAAAGAAACAACCUAUGGCCCGUUGCUCAGAUAUAUUGUCGAAAAGGGGAUGGUUGAAGAGUUCAAAUCUUUCAGUAAAGUUAUCACAGAAGCGAAUCCUGGUGCAUCUUAUAGAGUAGGUUACUAUGAAAUGUUGCUUUGGAUUAAAGUUGGCAAUGAGCAUAAAAUUCAGGAGCUUUGCGACUCAGUUGGAGUUGAUAAUGUUGGAGGCGAACUCACAGAAAGCUAUUUGUUGGCAUUAUGCGAAAGUGACAGGUAUGUGAAAGAGCUUGUGAAAUUGUUAAGUGUUAUCGAUGUAACGAAAGUUUCAUCACAAGACUACUUAUCCAAUAUUUUUAAGUCCCUGGGAAAGCACGAAUUGAAAAUUUUCGCAGAGAAAUUCAUUUUGGCACUGAAAGCUUCUGGAACAUCAGAGGAAAAAUUGUCGCACUUACUAUACAGUUAUACAAGUAGCAUCCCAGCUUUAGCGGUUGAUGACGCCAUAUCUGAAUGCGAGAAGCUGCACGAGAAGUUUCAUGUUUCACCCUUAUCCUUAUCAUGUGGGGAGCAUUUCAAUAAGGAGCUACAGACUAUGUUGUCAAAGGCGAGCGAGGCGUCGGCGAAAACGCACAAGGCGGUAUUUGAAGAUCUUAUUUCUAUAAAAAACAUUGAAAGAUUAGAACCGGCUGAACCAAAAGGCUCUGAAGCAACAGAGGGAAAACUAUUGCAUUUUAUAUACAGCUACGCAAAUAGCAUCCCAGUUUUAGUGGUUGAGGACACCAUAUCUGAAUUUGAGAAGUUUCACGAGAAGUUUCAUGUUCCAUGCACCCUCCCUGGGCGCUCGCCUAGGGAGGUGCAUCCAGCCCUUGAUCUUGUUGGUAAGAUGGAUGAACUGGACUCCCUCUCUCUUGAAAAAAUCCAUCAACUUCUGGGUGCAGUCGAGGAGAGCCGUAAGCUUGAUUUGGAUACUUCAAGCAGAAAACAUUCUUGGAUUCUCUCGACAGAUUCUCUGGCAUACAGCAAUGUAAUAGCCAAUUGUGACUUUGUGAAUGUGAAGAGGAUUUUGCCAAUUACUACAAGUUCCGCGGUUGACUUACUCACAAAACUGAAAGACAGAGAUGAGCUGCUGGCAAUCAAGCCUUCGCCUAUCUUAUACAGGCGCCUGAACCCACAGCUGUAG